Molecule: messenger RNA, 1194 nt
Organism: Gavia stellata (red-throated loon)
Lineage: Eukaryota; Metazoa; Chordata; Aves; Gaviiformes; Gaviidae
Gene: TAGLN2
Product: transgelin 2
Exons: 5
Coding region: 10-834 (274 amino acids)
Molecular function (GO): protein binding
Source: RefSeq, a predicted model, not a curated record
GGUUCACUCAUGCCCCCCCAUGGGCACCUUAAACAAUCUCUAUCCUUCCCAGCACGGGUGGCACCGGGCUCUGGUGGCACCUUGUCAAGGGCAGCACCCAGCCACAGGGCCCACCACAUCCAGCUCCCCUGCCGGGGUGGAGGCACUGCUGCCGGCAGCCGCAGGCCCCAUGCUCCCAAGCCAGUCCCGGAUCUGGCACCUGGCCUGAGCAAACGGACCCCCCCUGCCGUCAGCAUGGCAAACCGGGGACCGUCGUACGGCCUCAGCCGAGAGGUGCAGCAGAAGAUUGACCGGCAGUACGACCCCGAGCUGGAGCAGGUCCUGGUGCGGUGGAUCCUGGCGCAGUGUGGCGGGGAUGUCACGCAGCCGGCGCCCGGCAGGGACGGCUUCCAGCAGUGGCUGAAGGACGGCACCGUGCUGUGCCGGCUCAUCAACAGCCUGCACCCGCGGGGCCAGGGGCCAGUGGCCAAGAUCCAGGCAUCCGCCAUGGCCUUCAAGCAGAUGGAGCAGAUCUCACAGUUCCUGCAAGCGGCCGAGCGCUACGGCAUCGCUGCUACCGACAUCUUCCAGACCGUCGACCUCUGGGAGGGGAAGAACAUGGCGUGUGUGCAGAGGACCCUGAUGAACCUGGGCAGCCUGGCUGUGGCCAAGGGCGACGGGCUCUUCGUGGGAGACCCCAACUGGUUCCCCAAGAAGUCGCAGGAGAACCGGCGUGUCUUCUCCGAGGACAAGCUGAAGGAGGGCCAGAGCGUCAUUGGGCUGCAGAUGGGCACCAACCGGGGUGCCUCGCAGGCCGGCAUGACAGGCUACGGCAUGCCCCGCCAGAUCCUCUGAGCACUUGCACCGCCCCCCAGUUGCCCCCAGCACGGCCUGCCAUGGGCCCUGCCUGUGAGGGCCCCCCCUGGGCCCAGCUCCCAAACUGCCUUAACCCCCCCACCCCCGCGGACCAGCUGGGUGCCCCCCGGCCCAGGCACCCGCCCCCCGCCAGUAUUUCCAGGACCAAAGUCUUUUUUUAUUAUUAUUAUUUGGCUGGGUGUGGGCCGGGGGGAGCGGCUGCUGCACUGCCCCCCACCACCACUGUGCCUGCACCCCCCCCAGUGCCUUGGGGGCUGUGGUGGCCCCCCAGCCCUGCCACUGUGCUGGGGAGGGGGCACCCCCCCCGCACCCCAAUAAAUGGCUCCUCUUCUUUCCAAA